AAAAAGAGCAUAAUUACAAUAAAAAAAACUCACUUUCUGAUAUCUAGUUGGUAUUGUUGAUCUAAGGCCAACACUUCUUCGCUCUGCUUCGAUCCAGUUUGCUACGCUCCGCUUUGGUGGAAACCGGGUCUUAUCAUCUUAUGGGGAAAACUGUAAAAAAAAACUGGCAAAAAGGUUUAGUCCAAGUCUGUACGAAAAUUUAAAAAAAGUAAAGUCACAACAAAAAAAAGUAAACAAAUUGCUAAUUUGUGUGAAAUAAAUAAUAAUGAUUUAUUUGUGAUAUUUCUCCAAAAGCCGUACAGAAUGGCUGGUCUCUUAUGUAGAAUAUGCCUGGCACGUGAUACUCGUAUGUGUACAAUGUACAACACGCCACUGGAAGUGCUUUAUCAAAAAAUCACAAAAAUACCUCUUAAAACAAAAGACGGAAGACCGCACGUGGUGUGUUAUGUCUGCUACCAUUUAUUGAGCAAGUGUCACAAAUUCAUUGAAAGUGCCGUUAAAACUGACAAAGUUCUUCAACGACUAUGUAGCAGUGGUAUACAGUUAACCGAGCAGCAUAUUGCAGCGAUAGACAAGGCUUUCUUACUCACACCAUUAACUAAGUCACGCGUUAUAAAUGUAAACGCAAUAAGCGAUUCAGACGGAGUCAGUAUAGAAGUGGCCGAAGUCAAGAGAGAAAUUGAAGAAGAUAAGCCUAUAUAUUAUGAGGUGGAAGUUGUUAAAGAAAAAGCUGAUUCUUUAGGUUUUGACGGUAUAAAUAAUACAGAACAUAGUUCAAAACAGUACGCUUGUACUAUCUGUGGUCAUUGCUUGCUGACCAAAGCUGAAGCUAGGAAGCACUACAAAUGGCAUGGCACCUCCGAAGAACCCUAUCUGGACUGUCUGAAUUAUUUAUUUGGCGCUCCACCAACUGUGGAAGUCACUAUGCAACCUAUCACGGCGCUAACUGACAGCCAAGAAGUAAUAAAGGCGCCAACUGACCACAAAGAAGCACUACCGGCGCCAACUGGCAGCACACAAUCACUAACGGCACUAACUGGCAAUUUACAAGUAGUGAUGGCACCAACUGACAGCAAAAAAUCACUAACGGUGCCAACUGACUACAAAGAAUCACACGCGGCGCCAACUGAUAGCAAAGAAUCACUAACGACGCCAACUGACAGCAUUCAAGCUGUGACGGCACCAUCUUACAGCAUACAAGCGUUGACGGUGCCAACUGACUACAAAGAAUCACACGCGGCGCCAACUGACAGCAAAGAAUCACUAACGGCGCCAACUGACGGCAUUCAAGUGGUGACGGCGCCAACUCAUAGCAGAAAAGUGCUGAAGGCGUCAAGUGACAGCAAAGAAACAGUAACGGCGCCAACUGACAGCAUACAAGUGGUGACGGCGCAAACUAUCAUAGCGUCCGACACUAGUUCAACGAAGAUUGAAAAUGAUGAAGAAAAGCCUAAGAAAGUCGAAUUAGACGAAAAAUCAAAUUUACCCGAAGAAGUAAAAGAAGAAUUGUCAAAACUUUACAAAUACGAAAAAGAAUUAACGAAGAAAGAAAUUAAAAAAGACGUCAGUGAAAAAAUUGUAAAACCAAAGAAUAUAAUAAAGAAAAAAGAAGAAUCUAGGAAACCAAAGAAUAUAAUAAAGAAAAAAGAAGAAAUUGGGAAACCAAUUAAUAGAAUAAAGAAAAAAGAAAAAGCAACUAACAGUGAAGUGACUAUAAAAAAGAGAAAAUUCACUAAAACCAUGAAACCAAAUAGUAAAAACGAAACAAAAUUGGCCGUUAGUAAUAAUUUAACCGAAAACGAAGUAUAUCGUGAAGUCCCAUUAUAUCAAUCGGAUGACCCGUUAGACACAAAUUAUAAAGAUAAUACACCAAAUACAGAUAAAUUAGAGGGUUCAGACACGAAUAUGGACACGGAAGAUAUCGAACAAAAUGAUGAAAAUGAAACGAAAAAAAUUACAGCAACAGAAAAAACAUUUCCAUGUGAUACUUGUAAAAAAGUAUUCCCAAGUAAUGCGAGGUUGAAACGCCAUAGGCGUGUGCACACGGGCGAGAAACCAUUCUCAUGCGAACAUUGCUCGAAAACAUUCGCAGAAAAAGCUCAUUUAACUACUCAUAUACGGACACAUACAGGUGAAAAACCGUUCUCAUGUAACUAUUGCGAUUACAAGACUGCUGUACAAUCUAAUUUAACUACUCAUAUACGGACACAUACAGGUGAAAAACUAUUCUCAUGUGCCUAUUGUCAUUACAAGGCUGCUGUAAAAUCUGAUUUAAUUAAACAUAUACGGAUACAUACAGGUGAAAAACCGUUCUCAUGUAACUAUUGUCAUUACAAGACUGCUAAAAAAGAUAAUUUAAAUACUCAUAUACGGACACAUACAGGUGAAAAACCGUUCUCAUGUAACUAUUGCCAUUAUAAGACCACUCAAAAAACAACUUUAAUUAAACACGAAAGGACACAUACAGGUGAAAAACCGUUCUCAUGUAACUAUUGUCAUUACAAGACUGCAUAUAAAGAUGUUUUAGUUCAACAUAUACGGACACAUACAGGUGAAAAACCGUUCUCAUGUACGUAUUGUUAUUACAAGACCGCCUUAAAAUGUAAUUUAACUGCUCAUAUACGGACACAUAAAGGUGAAAAACCGUUCUCAUGUGACUAUUGUAAUUACAAGACUACUACAAAAGCUCAUUUAACUAUUCACAUACGGACACACACAGGUGAUAAAACCGUUCUCAUGUAACUAUUGCCAUUAUAAGACCACCCUAAAAUCAACUUUAAUUAAACACGAAAGGACACAUACAGGUGAAAAACCGAUUUGAGGUAAACAGUCACUAUAGAAAAAAAAUCGUAAGUAAUUAUUUCAGUCGGUUGUAGGUAUAGUUAGUAGUAUAAAAGCAGUAAAAGAUGUAGCUAAAAGUCUUUGGUGUAAGUAGGUAGGUAUACUAUACAGGGUGGAAACGAUAAGUGAUCUCACUCGAUUAUUUCUAAACUAUACAAGAUAUCGAUAAAUUGAUUACUGAUCCUGAAAGUGCUUACCGCGUACGUGCUUACCCAGUUUUUGGAUAUCUUAUAUAGUUUUUAAUAUUAUGUGGUUUUUAUGUAUGGAAGCUGGAAACAUUGAAUUUUCGGAUAGAUCCAUUUAUUUUGUAACCUAUUAUUGGUACCGUUGGAUAGAGCUCGGGAAGCACUUUCAGGAUCAGUAACCAGUUUUGGGAUAUCUUGUGUAGUUUAGAAAUAAUCGAGUGAGAUCACUUAUCGUUUCCACCCUGUAAAGGGAGGCACACAGAAAAGGCCAAAGUUACCAACAACGAGAACCGAACAUAGGACCACUUAAGGCAAUGUUAUAUAGAAGGUAAGUAGGUACGUCAUAUUUUUCUUAGGUUCCGUUAUUACUAUUUUACACAAUACUUUGAGAAUAGUAACUGAGUAUUAUUUAUUUAUUUUUAACAGAGUUAUAAAGUUGCCUAUUUAAACUGUAUUUUCUCAAUUAUUAAUUUAAUAUUGACAUAAGUAUGUUAUUCUAAUGAUGGUAGUUCAUUCAUGAACAUGAUUUUGAAAUUACUUACAAUUUGAGACAAUAUUAUAGUUAUUAAUAGGUAUUUUACUAAACAAAAAAUACACUGAAAAAAUGUUUUGUUUGUAUUAAACACGAACUAUUUAUCCCAACUAUCCCAUCCCAACUAAUAUUAUAAAUGCGAAAGUAACUCUGUCUGUCUGUCUGUCUGUCUGUCUGUCUGUCUGUUACGCUUUCCCGCUUAAACCUCGCAACCGAUUUUGAUGAAAUUUGGCAUAGAGAUAGUUUGAGUCCCGGGAAAGAACAUAGGAUAGUUUUUAUCCCGGUUUUUGAAACAGGGACGCGCGCGAUAAAGUUUUUCUGUGACAGACAAAAUUCCACGCGGGCGAAGCCGCGGGCGGAAAGCUAGUUACUAAUGAAGUCUUGAUUACCAACACAACAAUACCUAUUUUUUUAUGAUUGACCUAAAAUGUAUAUUUUCAAUUUUUUUUGUAAUUCAUUCUACCACUAUUUUUUUUUGUCUAUUAAUAUUUAAGGAGAAAAAUAAUUUCGAUUUUUAAUUGUUAUUGUGUUUAAAUUUUGUCCCUGUCUGCAUGAUAAAAAUAACAUUUAAGUAACUUAUCGCCUGAAUAAACUUUACUGAACUAAAAAACUUGUAUCAUUUAUAACUAGAAAUAUAUCGAGCAGAUAUCUCUCCGCUUUGAUGGAAACCAGGCCUUAGAAGCGUGAAGAAGCGCUGCAGCGAGCCACAACAGCCACACCACAGCAUAGAGCAAAGUAAUUUAAACUUAGGCACCACAGUGGCACACUUGCUUGCUUGCCGCAUGUUCGACUAGUUUUCAUAAGUUGCACUUUUUGAUCGAAUCCGUCAAAACUACAAAAAAAGGCCAUUCGACCAUUUUUCGACUGGUUUGCGAUUAAAAAGUGCACUUUGUUUCCACCAAAGCGGAGCAGAACGGAGCGGAG
Molecule: messenger RNA, 4482 nt
Organism: Ostrinia nubilalis (European corn borer)
Lineage: Eukaryota; Metazoa; Arthropoda; Insecta; Lepidoptera; Crambidae
Product: zinc finger protein 37 homolog
Exons: 6
Coding region: 304-2742 (812 amino acids)
Biological process (GO): regulation of transcription by RNA polymerase II
Cellular component (GO): nucleus
Molecular function (GO): RNA polymerase II cis-regulatory region sequence-specific DNA binding; DNA-binding transcription factor activity, RNA polymerase II-specific; zinc ion binding
Source: RefSeq, a predicted model, not a curated record